GCAGAUGCUCCGAGAGGAUACAGUAAUCCAACUUCCAGAUGGAAGAUUCGAGCAGAAAAUUCAAGUCGAUCGACGAAAAUUGGAGUCAAUGAUAACAGGUCGAAUCGACAACACGUCUCAUCAACUGCCAACUGCCGAGUCAUUUUUUGCAAAUGUUAUGUCUUACUCGAACGCUGAAGUAAUCUGGCCAUCACAACUGAAAAUCGGAGCCAAAACGAAAAAAGAUCCAUAUGUGAAAGUAAUCGGAUCAAUCGAACAAAUUGAAUCAGCACGAACGCUUGUUUUGAAUAGUUUACAGAUAAAAAAAGAGCGAGUUUCGUUGAAAAUGGAACUUCAUCAUUCUCUUCACUCACACAUUAUUGGCAAGGGAGGACGUGGAAUUCAGAAAGUGAUGAAAAUGACGUCAUGCCAUAUACAUUUUCCAGAUUCCAAUAAAUAUUCAGAUUCGAACAAAAGCGAUCAAGUUUCUAUAUCCGGAACACCUGUUAAUGUAUUUGAAGCUUUAAAACACUUGAGGUCAAUGUGUCCGUUGACAGUCUACAUGAAGCUUCCCUGGUAUAAUCCAGGUCAACCUGAUCUACGUCCUCUCAUGUCACAAAUGGAUUUAGAUGUUUCUGUUGAACAGAAUAUUUAUAGUUUGGCAAUUAAAAUGACAGGAAGUCAAGACGCCAGUGUAUUAUUUGCAAUUCGAUUAGUUUUACAUCACUUUUUAUUAACAGAAGAAUAUUUGAACAUUUCCACUCAAGUUUUGGCCAGAGAAGAACUGAAUUAUCAAUUGGAGAAUGUAGAGGAGCAUCGGGAAAGGCUCCGAGAAGUGUGCAACAAGAACAACGUGACCAUUCAAACAUUUCCAGAAACACAAUCAAUUUCCAUUGUUGGUCCUCCAUCGGGAGUAUUAAAUGUUAGAAAAUUACUAAUUGGUCUUUCAAGUGUGACAGUUCAAUUUGAUUGUAAUAUGAUGGAUAUUCAUUAUCCAGUUCAACAAUUGGAACAAGAAAGAGGAAUACAAGUUACGUGUAAACGAAAAAACGGGGAUAUUAUGACCAUAACAAUGAAAUCAACAGAAUCAAAAUUAGCAGAAGUUCUUCAAUCUCGUGAAUUACUGUUAGCUCUACCACCAACAACAUAUUCAUCUCCUGAUGAUUAUGAUCCGAAUCCUGUGAUGAGCAGACCACCUAGUUUAACACCUUUGCAAACUGAAAUGGCAUCUGGAGUACGAGUAUUUUUGACUCCGCCCAUUGAAUCUCCAAAAUCUCCAGAUCCAGAGGACUCUCCGCUCGCGGCUUCGAUUUUGAAAGGAGCAAAGGAUAUUAGCAAAAAUAGCGAUAUUUGGAAAAAGAAAUCGAAAGCCGAUCGAGGAGAAAUGCUUAUAAAAGCAACGCAGGCAAUUUUUGAUGAUUCAGUUCUAUCAAGUCCAAGAUAUCCAACUGAUUUAUGGUCAGGUUAUGGUUUUAGUUCUUCUCUUCCAGCUGAUUUACUUAAAGGAAUGAUGGAUUUAUCAACUAAUGAACCAUCCACAAAUGGUCCUCCAAUGAUGAAUCAUUCACAACGGGGACUUUGUAGUGUACGAGAAGAAGAUGAAGAGCUCUCUGAUUUUUCAGCUUCAUCCACUAAUUAUGGAAUGUCUAGAAUCUUUGAACAACCACCUAGAAAUGUGUUCUCUGCAUCAACGUCGGUUUUCGAUUCGAACUCACUUCCAUAUAAUCUACAAUGGGAUAUUAAUUAUUUCACGGAUCCUUCCAUGGUUCUUGCACAACUUGGAUGCAGUGAAUACAUGACUCAGUUGAGAGAUCAGGAAAUCGACAUGCAUGCUUUUUUGCUGCUCGACGAGCAGAAUCUGAAGGACAUUGGAGUUUCCACAAUUGGUGCCCGCAAAAAGAUUCAUCACGCAAUUUUGAAGCUCCGCGACUCGGCUCGACUUAACGGAUAUGCAGUCUAGUCUAUAUUUUCGACGAUUCAAUAAUUUUCGGGGUGAAAUCUCACCGGUUUUCCUAAUAAAUCCAUGAUUUGCUGUUUUUUCAACUAAUUCUUAAACAAUAAUGAACUUUUCUUUUUC
This is a messenger RNA of Caenorhabditis elegans, 2056 nucleotides long. It is a transcript of the gene bcc-1, whose product is annotated as SAM domain-containing protein. The record is from RefSeq and is marked reviewed. The transcript is spliced from 15 exons. Lineage: Eukaryota; Metazoa; Nematoda; Chromadorea; Rhabditida; Rhabditidae. Bases 5 to 1939 code for a protein of 644 amino acids. Gene Ontology annotation, molecular function: RNA binding; nucleic acid binding.